Sorex araneus (European shrew) is the source of this 484-nucleotide messenger RNA. It is a transcript of the gene NDUFA1, whose product is annotated as NADH:ubiquinone oxidoreductase subunit A1. The transcript is spliced from 3 exons. The record is from RefSeq and is a predicted model, not a curated record. Bases 148 to 360 code for a protein of 70 amino acids. Lineage: Eukaryota; Metazoa; Chordata; Mammalia; Eulipotyphla; Soricidae.
CGGCUGCCGUAACUUCCUUCCGCGAAAUGCCGCGAAAGGUCUCGCGCGAGCGAGCGGCCUCGUCGCUUCCCCAGAAGGCCUUGCGGCCCGGUCACCUUUAAGGGCUCUGGAAGCCACGGUCCGGCCGAGGUUGCCGCCGCCGCCGCGAUGUGGUUCGAGAUUCUUCCCGGCGUCGCCGUCAUGGGCGUGUGCAUGCUCAUCCCUGGCGUGGCCACGGCAUUCAUCCAUAGAUUCUCCAACGGAGGCAAGGAAAAAAGAAUUGCCCAUUAUCCAUACCAGUGGUGCUUGAUGGAAAGAGAUCGGCGUGUCUCUGGAGUAAACCGUUACUACGUUUCGAAGGGUUUGGAGAACAUUGAUUAAGGAAGAUUUUCCUUGCUCAGUACAAAGUAACUUCUGCACAUCUACUCCUGCUAGAAGUAUUCUAGAGCCUUCGAUGUAUUAUGUAGUGCUUAAUAAAAAGAAAACAAGAAAGUUAAAAAUCAAA